AUGAAGCUGGUCGAUGGACAGACUCUUAUUGAGCGUCCCAGCCUUGACGAUGUUAAGAUUGCUACCACUCGGCAUAUUGUGAUUCAUGUGCAGUCGCAUGAUGGACCUGUGCUGAAGCUCUACCUUUGGGACCAGGCUGCAACAGACUUUUGCAGGAAAUUCAACUCCUGUGAAAACAUUCCGACAGUGCUUUUGGUCACAACUGUUAACACUAAACGUCUCGGAGGAACCCUUGCCCUAUCCUCUAUGUCCCCCACACGGGUCUUCAUGGACUAUGAUGUCCAACCAACCAGGGAUUAUUUCACCUGGCUGGGCUCUAACCCAGAGAUUGCUAACCAAGUUUGCGCAGACGUCAUCACGAAGCGUGAGACACUGUCUAUAGCAGAAAUAUUCUCCUAUAUGACUCAGGAAUCUGCAAAGGGUGCCUUUUUUGAGUGCACGGCUACUAUUGAUGAUGUUGUUCAUGGCUCUCCUUGGUACUACAUUGCAUGCAGUGGGUGCCAUUCUAAGGCUACCAACGGCCCAAGUUCGUUGAUUCGUACAAACACAAAAUGUCAGAAGGUUAACACAACUGGCGUUCCAGAGUAUCGGGCUAAGAUUUCUGUUUAUGACAACAGUGAACAAGCUUUCUUUGUCUUACUUGGAGAUGCUGGUCGGGAGUUGACUGGGAGGCAUGCUAAUAAAAGCGAAGGAGCUGAUCAUGAGGUGCCUGUCCCGGAAGCUCUAAUCAGCACCAUCGGACAGACACAUAAGUUCUGUGUGAAAGUUACUGACCACAAUUUCUCAGGCAAUACUCGAGCGAUAACUGUCACCAAGAUCCUCUCUCUAGACACACCAUCACCCACGGAAGUUUCAGUUGGAAAUGACAUUGCUGCAAUGUCCGAGGGAGCAACGCAGUCUGGAGACGCCGUCUGUGAACCUCAUAAAGGCGGUGGAGACACUGCAGAUGAGGAGAGUAAGCGGGCGUGUAGCAGUGCUGAUCCAGAGACAGCUAAACGCCCAAGAUGUGAGAAUUAG
Brassica napus (rape) is the source of this 1017-nucleotide messenger RNA. RefSeq lists its product as uncharacterized. Lineage: Eukaryota; Viridiplantae; Streptophyta; Magnoliopsida; Brassicales; Brassicaceae. Gene Ontology annotation, biological process: DNA repair; DNA replication; DNA recombination. The transcript is spliced from 7 exons. The record is from RefSeq and is a predicted model, not a curated record. Gene Ontology annotation, molecular function: DNA binding. Gene Ontology annotation, cellular component: nucleus. Bases 1 to 1017 code for a protein of 338 amino acids.